Molecule: messenger RNA, 2052 nt
Organism: Lodderomyces theae
Lineage: Eukaryota; Fungi; Ascomycota; Pichiomycetes; Serinales; Debaryomycetaceae
Gene: ILV2
Product: acetolactate synthase catalytic subunit
Exons: 1
Coding region: 1-2052 (683 amino acids)
Biological process (GO): L-valine biosynthetic process
Cellular component (GO): mitochondrion; acetolactate synthase complex
Molecular function (GO): flavin adenine dinucleotide binding; magnesium ion binding; thiamine pyrophosphate binding
Source: RefSeq, a predicted model, not a curated record
AUGCUUUCACGUCACUUGUCAAGGUGUUGUAGCAAAAGAACUACACAAAAUCUAUAUCUUGCUUUGAAAUCCCAAACAAGAUCAAUCUCAAAGAUAAAUCAUCACAAUGCAGCCCAAGCCACAACUACAUCAAGACCACAACCAUCUCCGGCAUUCAACCUUUCUGAUGCUGAGUCUCCUUCGCUGCCUCAGCCAAAGAGCCUUUCAAAGCAGCAACGUCGUGAGAAGAGGGAACAGACCAUGGACGAUUCUUUUAUUGGAUUGACUGGUGGUGAAAUUUUCCAUGAAAUGAUGUUGAGACAUGAUGUUGAUACUGUUUUUGGAUACGCCGGAGGUGCCAUUUUGCCAGUUUUCGACGCUAUUUACAACUCUGAGAAAUUCAAGUUUGUUUUACCAAGACAUGAACAAGGUGCUGGACACAUGGCUGAAGGUUAUGCUAGAGCUAGCGGGAAGCCAGGUGUUGUUUUGGUAACUUCUGGUCCCGGUGCCACUAAUGUCAUUACUCCAAUGGCCGACGCUUUGAUGGAUGGAGUUCCAUUAAUUGUCUUUACCGGUCAAGUGCCAACUAGCGCUAUUGGUACUGAUGCUUUCCAAGAGGCAGAUGUUAUUGGUAUUUCGAGAUCAUGUACCAAAUGGAAUGUUAUGGUUAAGAAUGUUGCUGAAUUACCAAGAAGAAUAAACGAAGCUUUUGAGAUUGCCACAACUGGUAGACCAGGUCCAGUUUUGGUUGAUUUACCAAAGGACGUCACGGCGUCUAUUUUGAGAGAAUCUAUUCCUAUAAAUACCACUUUACCAUCUAACGCAUUGAGCACAAUUACCAAGAAGGCCGUUUCCGAGUUCACCACAGAAGCCAUCAAAAGGUCUGCUGAUAUAUUGAACAAGGCCAAGAAGCCUAUCAUCUACUGCGGUGCUGGUAUUUUGAACCAUGAAGAUGGUCCAAAGUUGCUUAAAGAGUUGGCUGAUAAAGCAAACAUUCCUGUAACUACAACUUUACAAGGAUUGGGUGCUUUUGAUCAAAGAGAUCCAAAGUCAUUGGAUAUGUUGGGUAUGCACGGUUCAGCAGCUGCAAACACUGCUAUCCAAAAUGCUGAUUGCAUCAUUGCUCUUGGUGCUAGAUUUGAUGAUAGAGUCACUGGUAACAUCGCCAAGUUUGCUCCAGAAGCAAAAUUAGCUGCUGCUGAAAACAGAGGUGGUAUCUUGCAUUUCGAAAUCUCACCAAAGAACAUCAACAAGGUUGUUGAGGCUACUGAGGCAGUGGAAGGUGAUGUUACUGCCAACUUGCGUAAAUUCAUUCCACUUGUAAACCAAGUCGAGUCUAGACCUGAAUGGUUCGAAAAAAUUGAUGCAUGGAAGGAACAAUAUCCAUACUCAUACCAAGUUGAAACUCCGGACUCCAAGAUAAAGCCACAAACCUUGAUCAAGGAGAUCUCCGAACAGUCAAUGAAAUACGAUAAAGAUGUUUAUGUUACUACUGGUGUUGGCCAACAUCAAAUGUGGGCAGCACAACAUUGGACUUGGACCAAGCCUAGAACAAUGAUUACUUCUGGUGGUUUGGGAACUAUGGGUUACGGAUUACCUGCUGCCAUUGGUGCUCAAGUCGCCAGACCAGAUGCUAUUGUGAUUGACAUUGACGGUGAUGCAUCAUUCAACAUGACUUUGACUGAAUUAUCGUCCGCUGUGCAAGCUGGUGCUCCAGUCAAGGUUUGUGUUUUGAAUAACGAAGAGCAAGGUAUGGUUACCCAAUGGCAAUCAUUGUUUUACGAGCAUAGGUACUCACACACACAUCAAGCUAACCCAGAUUUCAUGAAGUUGGCUGACGCUAUGGGGGUCAAAGGUAUCAGAAUUUCCACCCAGGAGGAAUUGAAGCUGGGUGUUAAAGAGUUUUUGGAUUGCCAAGAGCCUGUCUUGUUGGAAGUUAUGGUUGAAAAGAAGGUCCCUGUUUUACCAAUGGUCCCAGCAGGUAAAGCCUUGGAUGAUUUCAUCUUGUGGGAUUCUGAGACUGAAAAACAACAAAAUGCAUUGAGGAAGCAAAGAACCGGUGGAUUGUAUUGA